CUUUGUGAGCAGGCGCGUCCAUUGCGCCAUCAUUUUUUGCUUUUUUCGAUUUCGGAGUCCGCCGAUCUGGGACAUGUCGGGAGCGCGUCUCGAGGGGUGUAGUAUUUGCAGAGCUGAAUUCUGGGCUGCCUCACACGCACGCUUAGGAGCUUGUCACUUGUAGCGAUAGGGAGACGAGACGACAAAGGGGAAAGCAGUCUGCUCCUCCUGCUCCCGCCCAGCACACCAAGACCGACGAUGAGGGCGAUGGUGGACAAGCUCGCGCAUGCGGCCUCGUCGGCGGCGUACGAGUGGACGCCGCUCAUGCUGCUGUUCUCCUACUGCCUCGGCUCGUUUGCGCUGUACCCGCUGCUGCCCGACACGGCGCACGAGGUCCUCUGGUUCGUCCUCGCGGGCCUGCAGACGCUGACGUCGAUCAGCGUCGCGACGGAAGCCACGCAGGCCAUCCGGCCCACGGUCAAUGCGCGGCGGGACAUGCGCCGCGCCGCCAAGGACGGCUGGGACAAGGAGCAGGUCGACUGGCCACGCAUCGACGUCAUCCUCGUCGCCUACCUGCCCAACGAGAAGGACAUCAUCCUGCGCCAGAUGCGCUAUGCCCUCACGCGCAUCGACUACCCGCCCGACCGGCUGCAGGUGUACGUCGUCUACAACACGCCGACGCCCAUCGAGCCCGUCGAGAGCGAGAUGCGGUCGCUGCAGGACGACUAUGCCAACGUCGAAGUCGUCAAGGUGCACGGGUCCAAGAGCAAGGCCGACAACAUCAACCACUUUCUUUCGCUGAGCCACCCGCGCGGCGACAUCAUCACCAUCUACGACACGGACCACUACGCAGAGCCGAGUGCGCUGCGCUGGGUCGCCAAGCGCUUCCUGGCAGGCGACGUCGACAUUGUCCAGGGCCGCUGCUGCGUGUACAACUACACCGAGACGCUCGUCACGCGCCUCGUCGGCGCCGAGUUCGACAUCAUCUACGGUGUCAUGCACGCUGGCCGCGCCCAGGUGCAGGGCUACGGCUUCUUUGGGGGCAGCAACGGCCACUGGAAUGCGUCGCUGCUGCGCACGCUGCGCAUGGAGAGCCACAUGCUCACCGAGGACAUCGACUCGUCGCUGCGGGCCAUUGUCUCGGGCGCGCGCAUCGAAUACGACACGCGCGUCAUCAGCUACGAGCUGGCGCCCACGACGGUGCGCUCCUUCAACAAGCAGCGCCUCCGCUGGGCCCAGGGCUGGACCCAGGUGGCGCUGCGACACGCGCUGCCGGCGGUGCGCCGGGGCGCCUACACCGACGCCAACGGUUGGCGCUCGCGCAUCGGCCUGCUCCAGCUGCUCCUCUACCGCGAGGCCUACUUCUACAUCAACACGCAGCUCUUUUGGAUCCUCGUCGGCUCCCUCGUCACCGUCCUGCCCCAGCAGGGCUUCCACGUCUUUUUCCGCAACUUUGGCGGCUACCAGGUCGCCAUCUGGGCUCUCGGCUUCAAUCUCGUCAUGCUCGGCGUCUGCCUGGCCAUCACGCUGCGCAACCAGAGCCACUUUGUGCGCUGGCACGGCAUCCUCGCCCUGUAUGCGCUCCUGCCCUUCUACUAUGUGGCCGUGAGCCACAUGGCCAUCUUCUGCCACUUUCGCCAGUUCACCGGCUUCUCCAAGUGGAACCCCACCAAGCGGACGUGAUUUCCUCUCC
This is a messenger RNA of Acaromyces ingoldii, 1672 nucleotides long. RefSeq lists its product as hypothetical. NCBI's taxonomy places the organism in Eukaryota, Fungi, Basidiomycota, Exobasidiomycetes, Exobasidiales, Cryptobasidiaceae. The coding region runs from base 238 to 1662 and encodes 474 amino acids. The record is from RefSeq and is a predicted model, not a curated record. The transcript has a single exon.